AUGAGUGGUGCGAUGAAUGGGACUGCGAGUGAAGAGCCGGUGAGACAACUGAAGUACUCGAAGCUGACGGACAGUGCGUUCGGUCCGACGCGAGGGUCUGAGCGGUCGGCCGGUUAUGACUUGUACUCCGCCUAUGACUACACGAUUGAGAUGAAGACAUACAUGAGGACAUCGCCGUCUCUGAUGGACACGUACUUCGACGUCAACUUCUCCUUCUUCGGCAACUUCUUGGCNAAUUUGUCGAAACAAUUAAAUACAGAAAUGAUUGCAAAUAUAAAUAACAAACACGAGAUUGAGAUGAAGACAUACAUGAGGACAUCGCCGUCUCUGAUGGACACGUACUUCGACGUCAACUUCUCCUUCUUCGGCAACUUCUUGGUCACCUGA
Messenger RNA from Oppiella nova, 387 nucleotides. NCBI's taxonomy places the organism in Eukaryota, Metazoa, Arthropoda, Arachnida, Sarcoptiformes, Oppiidae. The record is from the annotation of a GenBank genome assembly.